AUGGCUUCCUCGGCCGCCGCCGCUCGCCGCCUUCUCCUCCUCCGCCACCGCCAUGGCCAUCUUCUCCCCAAACGCCACUUCUCUUCCUCUUCCGCUGCCGACGGCCUCGACGACGGCGGUGGCGGCGGCCGCGUCAAGAUCUUCGACCGCGACCUGAAGCGCCGGCACCGGGACCGCGCGGCGUGGGCGAUGCGUGAGACCGACGGGCUCGUGGAUGCCGUCGCCGAAAACCUCCUCGACCGCCUCGAGGACUGCAGGAAAGCCUUCCCCUCCGCGCUCUGCCUCGGGGGCUCCGCCGGUGCCGUCCGCCGCUUGCUCCGCGGCCGCGGUGGAAUUGAGAGGCUGAUCAUGAUGGACAUGUCAGCCGACAUGGUGAAGAAGUGGCGAGAGUCAGAGAAUUCCAGUGGUGACGAACCUGAGACGCACUUUGUUGUCGGCGAUGAGGAGUUCCUUCCAAUCAAAGAGAGUUCACAGGAUUUGAUAAUAAGCUGUCUUGGACUUCAUUGGACAAAUGAUCUACCUGGAGCAAUGAUACAGUGUAGGCUGGCAUUGCAACCUGAUGGCCUUUUUCUGGCAGCAAUUCUUGGUGGAGAAACACUGAAGUCCGUGGCAGGAAACCUUUUGACAAGGGCAGGUUUCACUCUUCCAGGAGUUGAUGUUGAUCAGUAUACCGUUAAAUACAAUAAUGCUUUUGAACUUGUUGAACAUCUUAGAGCAAUGGGGGAAACAAAUGCUCUCUUUCAAAGAAAUCCUGUGUUGAAAAGGGAUACAGCCUUGGCAACUGCAGCAAUUUACCAGUCAAUGUUUGGGUUAGAAGACGGAUCUAUUCCAGCAACCUUUCAAGUAAUUUACAUGACUGGCUGGAGGGAGCAUCCAUCACAGCAAAAGGCUAAGAGAAGGGGUUCUGCGGCCAUAUCAUUCAGUGAUAUACAGAAACAAUUUGGUCCCAGUGAGAACUGA
Miscanthus lutarioriparius is the source of this 960-nucleotide messenger RNA. The record is from the annotation of a GenBank genome assembly. Lineage: Eukaryota; Viridiplantae; Streptophyta; Magnoliopsida; Poales; Poaceae.